AUGUCAACAGCCCCCAAAGACGUCAACUCGCCUCUCCUUAGCCCAUCAACGCGAACAGCUCAUCCGCAAGUGAGCUUUUCGGCAAAACAAGCCGACUCGAAAUCAACGCCUAGCACUAACGGUCCACGUCUCGGCACAGACAUAAACUCGAGACCAAUGGCGCCUACGAACGCAACCCCCAUUGACCCCGUGCCACUCAAGGCGGACACCAACAUGUCUUGGGGCGCGCCACUCGGCCUCAAAGUCCGUGGUGCGAACGAUGAGAACUUGAUCAUAUUCAGAAAGGCUGUGGGUAUCAACUGGCACCCCAAGAACGUCGACAAUGCAACCCUGGAGGAAGGGCGAAAAUCGGCCACUGGUAUAUACAAGUCUGUCCUGGACGCGGAGCAAAAGAAGAACAUCCAGCAUGAUACAGUCACUGUGCUUCUGUACUUUCUCUACUUCGCGCAAGUGGUUGUCGGUGCGGCGCUCACAGCCCUGGGUCCGAACGCAUCCCAGUACGUGGUCCCGAUCACCCUACUGGGUGCUGUCAACACCGUGAUCGCGGGUGUGCUUGCCUUGAUUAAGGGCUCGGGACAACCACAGAGACUGGGCAAGGAUCAAGUGGGCUACCGGAAAGUGCAGGACUGGAUCGAGGAGACGGAGGCGCUCCUAGCAGUCGGUGUCAUCGGGAGAGACCGGCGGGAGGUCGGCCUCCUGGUCGAGGUGGCGUUCAAGAAGUACAACGCCGCCAAGGCCAGCGAGGAGAACAACCGCCCCGACAUGUACGUGCACCAACCCAUGGAGUCGCUCGGGAACCGGACGAGCUCCGAUUCCUUCGAGCGCGGCAGCAAGUCCAAAAACACAACCGCUGAGACUGAGGAGGCGAACUAG
Neoarthrinium moseri is the source of this 873-nucleotide messenger RNA. RefSeq lists its product as uncharacterized. Lineage: Eukaryota; Fungi; Ascomycota; Sordariomycetes; Amphisphaeriales; Apiosporaceae. The record is from RefSeq and is a predicted model, not a curated record. The transcript has a single exon. Bases 1 to 873 code for a protein of 290 amino acids.